AUGGUUUUAAUUGAUGUAAAGUGCGACAUGAUCCAAGUAAUUAUAUCACCACAUUUAGUUUCGAAGCACAAAUCUACGACCGACAAUCAAAUUGCUUUGGAUAUCAAGGAUGAAGUAGAAGACCUUGAAAAGGGUGGUAUUGGAGUUAUCCAAAUUGAUGAGGCUACCUUGAGAGAGGUACUUCCAUUGAGGAAGUUAGAACAUGCUCACUACUUGGACCGGGUUGUCCAUUCCUUAAAGACCACCAUUUACCAAUGUUGGUGUUCAGGAUUCCACUCAGAUCCACACUCACAUGUGUACUCAAACUUCAAUGACUUCAUUCACUCCAUUAUUGAUAUGGAUGUUGAUGUUAUCACCAUUGAGAACUCCGUUCUGACGAAAAGCUUUUGUUAA
This is a messenger RNA of Vicia faba (fava bean), 393 nucleotides long. NCBI's taxonomy places the organism in Eukaryota, Viridiplantae, Streptophyta, Magnoliopsida, Fabales, Fabaceae. The record is from the annotation of a GenBank genome assembly.